AUGGAUUACCAACUUCGACCUGCUGCGGCUGCUGAGCACCGUGGCUCCUAUUCGUCUGUGCGUUCGGCCAAAUCGCAACUCUGGACACCUCCUCAUUCGCCAACGACGGAGAGCAUGGAGACUGAGACUGAGCAAUAUGACGACAUUGAUGAGGAGAAUAACGAUAUCCAGACUCCUGUCGCCAAACCCGACGCCUCUGCGGCCCAGACGCCAGGCCAUGUCCAGGAUGCGCACCAUGCUCAGCCGAGUCAGGCCACCGAAGAGCAGCCUACGGAGCUCAGGUUGUCCGAUUUCCAAGUUGUAGACACUCUUGGUACGGGAACGUUUGGACGCGUCCUUCUGGUACGGUUGCGACCGCCCACGAAUCACUCGGGAAUCAUGCAGCAUUUCGCAAUGAAGGUCUUGAAGAAGACGGACGUCGUGCGCCUUCGUCAGGUCGAACAUGUCAACGCCGAACGCUACAUUCUCGCCCGUAUUCGACAUCCCUUUAUCGUCGACUUGUAUGCAACGUUCCAGGAUAACCUCAACAUCUAUAUGCUGCUCUCCUAUGUCCCCGGCGGCGAGCUCUUUUCUCAUCUCCGACGUGCGCACCGAUUCAGCCCCGACGUGACAAGGUUUUACCUCGCGAUAAUCGUACUCGCUCUACGAUACCUCCACUCGUAUAAUAUCGUCUAUCGUGACCUCAAACCCGAGAAUCUCCUUCUCGACCACCGAGGAUAUCUACGCAUCACCGACUUUGGAUUUGCAAAAGUCGUCGACGACCGUACGUGGACACUCUGUGGGACCCCAGAGUAUCUCGCUCCGGAGAUCAUCCAGUCAGAUGGUCACGGAAAAGCGGUCGAUUGGUGGGCUUGCGGCAUCUUGUGCUACGAGAUGCUUGUUGGUUAUCCACCAUUCUACGACGACAAUGCAUUUGGAAUUUAUGAAAAGAUUCUCCAAGGCAACAUUCACUGGCCACAGCAUGUCGACCCGUUGUCGCGAGAUCUCAUUCGCGCCUUCCUGCAUCCCGACCGUACCAAGCGUCUAGGAAACCUCAUCGGGGGCUCGGACGAUGUCCUCUUGCAUCCCUGGUUCCGCGGCGUCGAUUGGGCUGCCCUCGAGCGUUGCGAGAUUCGCGCCCCUAUUCUUCCUCAGGUCACCUCUUCGGGUGAUACGCGCAACUUCUCGCGGCUCCCAAUGGUCAAAGCUAGCGAUAUCCCUGGACUUGCUGGAGAUCCAGUCCCACUAUACUCGCACGAUCCCUAUGCUGAGCAAUUUGCUGAUUUUUAA
Molecule: messenger RNA, 1269 nt
Organism: Serendipita indica DSM 11827
Lineage: Eukaryota; Fungi; Basidiomycota; Agaricomycetes; Sebacinales; Serendipitaceae
Source: the annotation of a GenBank genome assembly